AUGGCUGUACUGAACAAAGCAAUCAAAGUUAAAGGAGAUGAAAUGAAUGAAGAAGAAGCAAUUAAGUUGUUCCAAACUAAACGUUUAAUUAAGAACAUUGAACAAGCCCGAGGAGAUGGUACAUCAAUGAUUACUCUUAUUAUGAAACCAAUGGAACAAAUCUCUAAAAUGAUGCAAAAAUUAGUUGAAGAAUAUGGAACUGCAACUAACAUUAAAUCACGUGUCAACAGACAAUCCGUUCUUACUGCAAUUACAUCAACUCAAAAUCGAUUGAAGUUAUAUCAUGUAGUCCCACCAAAUGGACUUAUUAUUUAUUGUGGAUCAGUUUAUACUGAAAAAGGAGAAAAGUUAUUAUGUAUUGAUUUUGAACCACCUAAACCAAUUAAUACAUCGACAUAUCUUUGUGAUAACCGAUUCCAUACUGAAGCUCUUAAUGACUUACUUCAAAAUGACGAUAAAUAUGGAUUUAUUAUUAUGGAUGGUAAUGGUACUUUAUUUGGUACUCUUCAAGGAAAUACUCGUACUGUUCUUCAAAAGAUUACCGUUGAAUUACCAAAGAAACAUGGUAGAGGAGGACAAUCAUCUGUUCGUUUUGCUCGUUUAAGACUUGAAAAAAGACAUAAUUAUGUACGUCAAGUAGGUGAAUUAGCUGUACAAAAUUUUAUCACUGAUGAUAGACCAAAUGUGUGUGGACUUAUUCUUGCUGGUAUUGCAGAUUUUAAAACUGUCUUAAACAAAUCAAUGUUAUUUGAUCAAAGACUUCAAGCAAUUGUAUUGAAUAUUGUUGAUGUGUCUUAUGGAGGAAUGAAUGGAUUUAAUCAAGCUAUUGAACUUUCUGCUGAAACAUUAAGAAAUGUUAAAUUUGUUGCUGAAAAAGAUUUGAUUAAUUCUUUCAUGGAUAAUAUUAAAAUGGAUACUGGUAAAUUUGUUUUUGGAGUUCAAGAAACAUUAAAAGCAUUAGAAAUGGGAGCUGUAGAAAAAUUAAUUGUUUGGGAAAAUCUUCCUACUAUUAGAAUUGAAUUAAAACAUCCACAAACUGAUGAACGAAAAGUUCUUUAUUUAAAGAAAGAAUCAGAGGCUGCAGAAAAUGGAGUUAUAAAAGAUCCAGAAACUGGAGUUGACUUCCAAUUAGUAGAGAGUGAAUCAUUUGUUGAUUGGUUAUCAAAACAUUAUAAAGAAUUUGGAGCUCAUCUUGAAUUUGUUACAGAUAAAUCUCAAGAAGGUGCUCAAUUUGCAAAAGGAUUUGGAGGUAUUGGAGGUAUUUUAAGAUACCAAUUAAGUAUGGAUGAACUUGAUGAUAAUUUCAAUAUGAAUGAAGAAUUUGAACAUGAAGAAGAUGAUGACGAUGAUAUUUUUGGAGAUGAAGCAGAUCAUUUCCAAGAUUUUGAUGAUGAAUUUGGUUUGUAA
This is a messenger RNA of Entamoeba dispar SAW760, 1407 nucleotides long. RefSeq names its product eukaryotic peptide chain release factor subunit, putative. The record is from RefSeq and is a predicted model, not a curated record. Lineage: Eukaryota; Evosea; Mastigamoebida; Endamoebidae. Gene Ontology annotation, molecular function: sequence-specific mRNA binding; translation release factor activity, codon specific. The transcript has a single exon. Gene Ontology annotation, cellular component: translation release factor complex; cytosol. The coding region runs from base 1 to 1407 and encodes 468 amino acids. Gene Ontology annotation, biological process: cytoplasmic translational termination.